AUCGUACGUCGUGUCCUGCAGUGGCUCACAUUCGACGAGACACAGUAGAGGGUAGCUAGCAGUGGUGCUCCUGGCCUGUGACGAUGGUUUCCUCGUCGUCGUCUCCUUCCGCCACCGCCGCCGCCGUGGUCCUGGCGGUGGCCCUGAUGACGACGACGUGCUUCCAUGGCGCGACGGCGCAGCUGUGCGAGGACUACUAUGACAGCACCUGCCCGGACGCCUACGACAUCGUGAAGCAGGUGCUCGUCGACGCAGUGCAGUCGGACACCCGCAUCUUCGCCAGCCUCAUCCGCCUGCACUUCCACGACUGCUUCGUCCAGGGCUGCGACGCCUCGCUUCUGCUGGACAGCGUCCCGGGGAUGCCGUCGGAGAAGACGUCGGCGCCCAACAACGGCUCAGCGCGCGGGUUCGGGGUGGUGGACGCCGCCAAGGCUGCCCUGGAGAGCGCCUGCCCUGGUGUUGUCUCCUGCGCUGACAUCCUCGCCAUCGCCGCAGAGAUCUCAGUCGAGCUGUCGGGAGGCCCCAGCUGGGGUGUGCUUCUGGGCAGGCUGGACAGCAAGACCUCCGACUUCAACGGAUCCCUGGACCUCCCAGAGCCCACCGACAACCUCACCAUACUUCAGCAGAAGUUCAGCAACCUCAGUCUCAACGAUGUCGACCUGGUCGCCCUUUCAGGGGGGCACACGUUCGGCCGGGUCCAAUGCAAGUUCAUCACGGACCGGCUCUACAACUUCAGCGGGACGAACAUGCCCGACCCGACGCUGGACGCCUCCUACCGAGCCUUCCUGACACAGAGAUGCCCCAGGAACGGCGACCCCACAGCCCUGAACGACCUGGACCCGACGACCCCGGACACCUUCGACAACAACUACUACACCAACAUCGAGGUGAACCGAGGCAUCCUCAACUCCGACCAGGAGCUCAAGUCGUCGCCCCUAGCGCAGGGCACCACGGCGCCCAUCGUCGACCAGUUCGCGGCCAGCCAAGACGACUUCUUCGCGAGCUUCGCGCAGUCCAUGAUCAACAUGGGGAACAUCAAGCCGCUCACGGACCCGUCCAGAGGAGAAGUCCGCACCAACUGCAGAAGGGUCAACUGAUCCAAUUAAGUCGAUCGGUCGUAAUUAAUGUGUGCAGAGAAAACGACAUGUUCAUCAUUGGCUGGUCGAUGUCAUUUGGCUAGCUGCUCAUCAGGGUGUGAAGUUUCUGUAUACACAUGCAGCAUGCAUGUAUGUUUCAUGUUUUCCAAUCCAACUCAAUAAAAUUUGCCAAAGAUUAAAUA
Zea mays is the source of this 1279-nucleotide messenger RNA. RefSeq lists its product as uncharacterized. Lineage: Eukaryota; Viridiplantae; Streptophyta; Magnoliopsida; Poales; Poaceae. The transcript is spliced from 4 exons. Bases 84 to 1097 code for a protein of 337 amino acids. Gene Ontology annotation, molecular function: peroxidase activity; heme binding. Gene Ontology annotation, biological process: response to oxidative stress; hydrogen peroxide catabolic process. The record is from RefSeq and is marked validated.